AUGGCAGAAAGAGUCAAGCAAGCCGUCAAAUCCGAGGCCCUACGCGUCGGAUCCCUGGCCAGCAGCGCCGCCAAAUCAGGCGCCUACAUCUAUCCCAUCAAGGGCAUAUUCUACUUUCUCGCCCAUCGCAGUCUCUGGAAACCACUCCUCUCCCGCAUCGGCCCAACGCUCUCUCUAGGCCUAAGCGUCACAUCCGCCAUGUUCUUCUUCACAUACGUCCCGCAACUUGCCCUCCUAGCCAUCACUUCCGGCCCCCUCGUGGCGCCUAUAUCCACCUUACUACUCGUCCUCAGCGAAAGCUCAACGAUCACAAACACCCUAUCCCGCUCCUUUCUGACGCACGAAGCAGCCGCCCUCGUGGAUACCUUCGACGGGACGCUCAUCUCCGCAGGCCACGAGGCGCUAGUCACCAAUGGACGACAGCUCAAAGCAAGUGCUGCCGAUCCCAUCGCGCGAUUGGGAAGACUAAUAAAAACCCCCUUUCGCGGGUUCUCGCCGACAUCUUUGAUGCAGACAAUAAUGUAUCUCCCGCUCAAUUUUGUGCCGGUGGUUGGAACGCUGCUUUUUGUUGUGCUGCAGGGUAGGAAAUUCGGGCUGGGGGUGCAUGAGCGGUAUUUUCAGUUGAAGGGGUGGAAGGGGAGCGAGAGGGAGGAGUGGGUACAGAGGCAUACGCCGGCGUAUACGAGUUUUGGCGUGCUGGGUUUUGCGCUCGAAAUGGUUCCGGUCGUAUCGAUUUUCUUUUCGUAUACUAAUACCGUCGGUGCAGCGCUGUGGGCGGCGGAUAUUGAAGCAAAGGCCUCGACGACUUCGGGUUUAAGAGAGGAGGGUAAGAAGGUGGAAUAG
Talaromyces proteolyticus is the source of this 843-nucleotide messenger RNA. RefSeq lists its product as uncharacterized. Bases 1 to 843 code for a protein of 280 amino acids. The transcript is spliced from 3 exons. Lineage: Eukaryota; Fungi; Ascomycota; Eurotiomycetes; Eurotiales; Trichocomaceae. Gene Ontology annotation, cellular component: lipid droplet; ascospore wall; prospore membrane. The record is from RefSeq and is a predicted model, not a curated record.